Messenger RNA from Venturia canescens, 1575 nucleotides. Its product is annotated as mucin-5AC-like. NCBI's taxonomy places the organism in Eukaryota, Metazoa, Arthropoda, Insecta, Hymenoptera, Ichneumonidae. The record is from RefSeq and is a predicted model, not a curated record. Bases 1 to 1575 code for a protein of 524 amino acids. The transcript is spliced from 2 exons.
AUGAUCACGUCUUCCGGUGGGAGUACUCUAGCUACGAGCGCGUCGCUUCACCUGGCGACACUUUCUACGACUUCAUCUUCUGAUGCCAAUACUCCAGCAACGACCUCGUCUUCCGGUACGACGACGCCCGUCACGACAGCUACACCCGAACUGUUGACAAAUUCCACGACUCCGUCCUCGAGGACAACUACUGCAGGCACGACCCCGUCUUCCGCUACUACUUCCUCAGCCACGACCACCCCUCACGAACUGACGACAUCGUCUACAACCGCGUCUUCCGUUACCAUUUCUUCAGGCACAAGCCCAUCACCCGACCUUACGACACCGUCCAUGAUCACGUCUUCCGGUGGGAGUACUCUAGCUACGAGCGCGUCGCUUGACCUGGCAACACUUUCUACGACUUCAUCUUCUGAUGCGAAUACUCCAGCAACGACCUCGUCUUCCGGUACGACGACGCUAGUCACGACCGCAACACCCGAACCGUCGACAACUUCCACGACUCCGUCAUCGACGACAACUACUGCAGGCACGACCCCGUCUUCCGGUAAUCCUUCCGCAGCCACGACCGCCCCUCUCGAACUGACGACAUCGUCUGCGACCUCGUCUUCCGUUACCACUUCUUCAGGCACAAGACUAACUCCCGACCUUGCGACACCGUCCACGAUCACGUCUUCCGGUAGGAGUACUCUAGCUACGAGCGCGUCGCCUGACCUGACGACACUUUCUACGACUUCAUCUUCUGAUGUGAAUACUUCAGCAACGACCUCGUCUUCCGGUACGACUACUCCAGUCACGACCGCAACACCCGAACACUCGACAACGUCCACGACUCCGUCGUCGGGGACAACUUCUCCAGGCACAACCCCGACUCCCGCUACUACUUCCUCAGCCACGAUUUCGACUCUCGAUCUGUCGACAUCGACUACUACCUCCUCGUCUUCCGGUACGACUACUCAAGCCACGAACUGGUCUUUCGGUACAACUACUCCUGCAACGACUGCGUUACCUGAAUUCUCGCCACCUUCUACGACCUCUUCGUCGAAUAUGAGUACUCCGGAUGAACUCGCGUAUGCUGACUCACCGAUACUUUCUAUGAACUCGUCUUCCGGUACGACUACUCCAGCCACGACGUCGUCUUCCGGUACGAGUAGUUCAGUCACGACCGCGUCGUACAAUACGACUACUCCAACCACGACUUCUUCUUCCGGCACGACUAGUUCAGUCACGACCGCAUCUUCCAAUACGACUACUACAGCCACUACCCCGUCUUCCGGUACGACUACGCCAGUCACGAACGCGACACCCGAACUGUCGACAACUUCCACGACUCCGUCAUCGAGGACAACUACUCCAGGCACGACCCCGUCUUCCGCUACUACUUCCUCGGCCACGACCGCCCCUCACGAACUGACGACGUCGUCUACGACCUCGUCUGCCGUUACCAAUUCUUCAGGCACAAGCCCAUCACUCGACCUUACGAAACCGUCCAUGAUCACGUCUUCCGGUGGGAGUACUCUAGCUACGAGCGCGUUGCUUGACCUGCAACGACCUCGUCUUCCGGUACGACGACGCUAG